AUGCCAGUACAAGUUCAAACCGAAGAGUCCUUCCACAGCAACGUCGUAUUGAAGUACACCGACGUGAUUGGAGAGAAGUUGGGAGGAGCAAUUGUGCGAUUCUCUGACGAGUGGUUUGCAGCCGCAGAGAACUUGAUCAAGCCUAAACCUCCAAUUCGUGAUGCUUCCAGAUUCACACACGCAGGGGCUUGGUACGAUGGUUGGGAAACCAGAAGACACAAUACGGAGGAGGCUGACUGGGUUAUUUUCAGAGCUGGCGUUUCUUCGGCCAAGAUCAUUGGCUGUGAAGUGGAUACCGCAUUCUUCAAUGGUAACCACGCACCCCACAUUUCUGUUGAGGGUGUCAAUUUAGUUCACGAGGCCGACUUGAACGAUGAGUCGUUAGUCUGGGAGGAAAUUAUCGAGAAGACCGAGUGUGGACCCUCGCAGAGACACUUUUUCGUGAGACCUCAAAUCACCGAUGCAAGCUACACACACUUCAGAUUGAGAAUGUACCCGGACGGUGGAAUUGCCCGUUUCCGUUUGUAUGGUACUGUGGUGCCAAUUCUUCCUAAGCUGGAGUCAACGAUUAUCGACACUGCUUCAGUGAAGAACGGAGGUGUGGCUGUAAAGGUGAGUGACCAACACUUUGGAAGUGCUGAUAACCUUCUCUUGCCAGGCCGUGGACACGACAUGUCAGAUGGAUGGGAGACCAAAAGAUCGAGAACUCCGGGCCAUGUGGACUGGGUGGCCAUCAAAUUGGGUGCAGUGACUCAAAUCAAGAACAUUGUGGUGGAUACUGCUCACUUCAGAGGUAACUUCCCACAGAAGAUCAAUAUCAAAGCAUUCAACGGCUCUGAAGUUCCAGCAUUUGACUCCGACAAGUGGACAACCUUGGUGAGCGACACUAAGACUGGACCGGAUGCCGAGCAUAAGUACGAAGUGAGUGACGAGAAGGCAUACUCACACGUUCUCUUGACUAUCAUUCCAGAUGGAGGGGUAAAGAGAGUUAGAGUAAAUGGACUUAUCAAGGCUUAG
Messenger RNA from Sungouiella intermedia, 1017 nucleotides. NCBI's taxonomy places the organism in Eukaryota, Fungi, Ascomycota, Pichiomycetes, Serinales, Metschnikowiaceae. The record is from the annotation of a GenBank genome assembly.